AUGGCAAACGCGAAUCAGUCCUUCUACGAGCUGUACAGAAAUAGCAGCAUCGGCUUGGCUCUGACAGACACUCUCGAUGACCUCAUCAGCGAUUCUCGCAUCAACCCGCAGCUGGCGAUGAAGAUUUUGAGUAAUUUUGAUCAGGCCAUCACUGAGGCGCUGCAGAAGAACGUGCGAAGCCGACUGCAGUUCAAGGGAAGUCUCGACACCUACCGCCUCUGCGACGAAGUCUGGACAUUCUUAAUUAAAAACGUCACAUUUAAGCUCGACGGCGGUCAAACUGUACAGGCUGAUAAGGUCAAGAUUGUCAGUUGCAAUGCCAAGCGACCGGGCGAAGCCCCUUGA
Molecule: messenger RNA, 345 nt
Organism: [Torrubiella] hemipterigena
Lineage: Eukaryota; Fungi; Ascomycota; Sordariomycetes; Hypocreales; Clavicipitaceae
Source: the annotation of a GenBank genome assembly